Messenger RNA from Humulus lupulus (European hop), 793 nucleotides. RefSeq names its product 10 kDa chaperonin 1, chloroplastic-like. Bases 136 to 543 code for a protein of 135 amino acids. Lineage: Eukaryota; Viridiplantae; Streptophyta; Magnoliopsida; Rosales; Cannabaceae. Gene Ontology annotation, cellular component: mitochondrial matrix. The transcript is spliced from 7 exons. Gene Ontology annotation, molecular function: metal ion binding; protein-folding chaperone binding; protein folding chaperone. The record is from RefSeq and is a predicted model, not a curated record.
GUCUAGAACUAUCGGACCCGUCACGUGCUACCUUAUCUUGCACGCGCGAAUUGUUUACACACUCACUUCCGCUACGGUGCUUCCAAAAUCCAAACCCAAACCCAAAAACCCCUUUGAGCUUCCUCAACCUCAUCCAUGGCGUCCUCCUUCCUCACUAUCCCCAAACCCUUCAUUUGCCAGCCCAGCUCUCCUUCCCUCUCUAACCACAAGCUUCUUCCAGGCUUGCGAAGAACCUCACUCAGAGUGUGUGCCAUUUCGAAGAAAUGGGAACCCACCAAGGUUGUUCCGCAAGCUGAUAGAGUCCUUGUUCGUCUUGAGGAGCUUCCUGAGAAAUCAGCUGGUGGAGUUUUACUGCCCAGAUCAGCUGUGAAAUUUGAGCGUUAUCUUAUGGGAGAAAUUCUUUCUGUUGGUAGUGACGUUGGGGAAGUGAAAGCUGGUUCAAAGGUUCUUUUCUCUGACAUAAAUGCUUUUGAGGUGGAUUUGGGAUCGGACUCAAAGCAUUGCUUCUGCAAAGAGAGUGACUUAUUGGCUGUGGUUGAAUAGGGUUAUGAGGCUCUUUUGGGAAUCACAUAGCCAUAUUGAACUUUUUAUGUGUUUUCUAGCGAACUUGGCAUAGAAGUAGAGGUAGUCAAAUGAAACCAGUUCAGUUCCUCAGGUUUCAUUUCAUGGACGAGUUUGUAGUAUUCAUUUUUGUAAACCGUUAUUGUAUUUGCUUUGGACUUGAAUUAAAUGGUCGAAAGAGAGGUUUUGGAAGGUAUAAUAAUGAAAACCCCAUAUGUUAUAAGUUUCUCAA